AUGUCAAGCGGUGAGGAAGACAUGCCUGUUUGUCGUUGUGGACACAUGAUGAGGUUCAUGCAUACGAGUACGAGGACAUGGUUUUGUGCAGGGUGUGAAGAAAGCAAGGCAGCAUGUAUUGUUCGAUACCAUUGCGAAGAAUGUCACCAUGAUGCUUGUGAUGACUGCAUCUGGGCAACGUAUCAUGAGAUGGGCUUGCACCAGCAGCAAGAUCCGUCGGAGUCGGAAGAUGACGACAGUGAGCACGUGUGGCAUGCAGAGUAUUGCGACAUUGGGUCACAUCACUGGCACAGAAGUGACACUGAGAAUAGUGAAGGUGAGUCAGCCGGCAGCAGCCACUUCGAUGAUCCUGUCGGAAUUACACGCCCGGAUGAUGUUGAGGUCGGCGUCGCAGGAACGUGCAAUCCAGAACGCCAUGACCAUCAAGAUGAAGAUGCCUACUGGUAUGGUUGGGAAGAAGAGGACUACCUGGUCAUCCCCAGGGACGAUUGGGAGGAACCCCACUACUCCGGACAUGACUCUGAAGCAUCGGCUUCCACAGGAUUGGACCCCAAGACCGACCCAACGCAAGCCAUCAAAGAUAUGUUGAAUGUCAAGGGUGCGGGUGCGUGA
Messenger RNA from Symbiodinium sp. CCMP2592, 612 nucleotides. The record is from the annotation of a GenBank genome assembly. NCBI's taxonomy places the organism in Eukaryota, Dinophyceae, Suessiales, Symbiodiniaceae.